UGGGAUAUGUCAGUGUAACCCUCCGCCUGCGGUAGAUGUGCUGAGGCUGGAGUAAGCCACCAUUUUGCAUGUCUAGUGUGUUCCUCCCUCCAUUGCUAAUAGAGACGAUUCCAGCUAUUUUCUGGCAUCAUUACGGCUAAGAAUGCCAGCUCCGAUCAGACUGCGGGAGCUGAUCCGGACUAUCCGGACAGCACGGACCCAGGCAGAGGAGCGUGAGAUGAUCCAGAAAGAGUGUGCUGCUAUCCGCUCGUCCUUUAGAGAGGAAGAUAAUACAUACCGUUGCAGAAAUGUGGCAAAGCUUCUUUAUAUGCACAUGUUGGGUUACCCAGCACACUUUGGGCAGUUGGAGUGCCUGAAGCUGAUUGCGUCCCAGAAAUUCACUGACAAACGAAUAGGUUAUUUGGGAGCUAUGCUGCUGUUGGAUGAGAGGCAGGAUGUCCAUCUACUAAUGACAAAUUGCAUUAAGAAUGACUUGAAUCACAGCACACAAUACGUCCAGGGUCUGGCUUUGUGCACGUUGGGCUGUAUGGGUUCGUCAGAAAUGUGUCGUGACCUGGCUGGAGAGGUGGAAAAGCUGCUCAAAACAUCCAACUCCUAUUUAAGGAAAAAGGCAGCCUUGUGUGCAGUUCACGUCAUCAGGAAGGUUCCAGAACUUAUGGAAAUGUUCCUCCCAGCUACAAAAAACCUGCUGAGCGAGAAAAACCAUGGAGUUCUCCAUACGUCAGUCGUUCUCCUCACUGAGAUGUGUGAAAGAAGUCCUGACAUGCUUGCCCACUUCAGAAAGAAUGAAAAGUUGGUUCCACAGUUGGUGAGAAUCCUGAAGAACCUAAUCAUGUCUGGGUACUCUCCUGAGCAUGAUGUGUCAGGCAUAAGCGACCCUUUCCUGCAGGUGCGGAUAUUGAGACUACUGCGAAUUUUAGGCAAGAGUGAUGACGACUCCAGUGAAGCAAUGAAUGACAUUCUGGCACAGGUUGCAACAAACACAGAGACAAGUAAAAAUGUAGGCAAUGCAAUCCUGUACGAGACUGUACUGACUAUAAUGGACAUCAAGUCUGAAAGUGGACUGAGGGUCUUGGCCAUCAAUAUUCUAGGUCGCUUCCUCCUUAACAAUGACAAAAAUAUAAGAUAUGUGGCAUUGACAUCUCUACUAAAGACGGUACAGACGGACCAUAAUGCCGUGCAGAGGCAUCGGAGCACCAUUGUGGAUUGUUUAAAAGACCUGGAUGUGUCCAUCAAGAGACGUGCAAUGGAACUGAGUUUUGCCCUAGUCAAUGGCAACAACAUUAGAGGGAUGAUGAAAGAGCUGCUCUACUUCCUGGACUCUUGUGACCCAGAAUUCAAAGCAGACUGUGCUUCGGGAGUGUUUCUAGCAGCAGAGAAGUACGCCCCUUCGAAAAGAUGGCAUAUAGACACCAUCAUGAGAGUCCUGACAACAGCAGGGAGCUAUGUCCGAGAUGAUUCUGUUCCCAACCUCAUCCAGCUCAUCACCAACAGUGUGGAGAUGCAUGCCUACACAGUACAGAGACUUUACAAAGCCCUGUUGGAUGAUAUUUCACAGCAACCUCUAGUGCAAGUGGCAUCCUGGUGCAUAGGAGAAUACGGUGACCUUCUAGUAUCUGGGCAGUGUGAGGAGGAGGAGCCCAUCCAGGUGACAGAGGAUGAAGUUCUGGAUGUGCUGGAGGGCCUCCUUGUGUCCAAUCUGUCCACACCUGUAACCCGGGGUUAUUCUCUGACUGCCAUCAUGAAGCUGUCUACUCGUUUCAGCAGUGUUAACCGAAUCAAGAAGGUGGUUUCGAUAUAUGGCAGUAGCAUUGAUGUGGAGCUGCAGCAGAGAGCAGUGGAGUAUAAUGCGCUUUUCAAGAAAUAUGACCACAUGAGGCCAGCUCUACUAGAGCGAAUGCCCAUUAUGGAGAAAACCGCCACUAAUGGCCCCACAGAAAUUGUACAGACCAAUGGGGAGACAGAGCCCUCUGUUGUGGAACCAAAACAUCCGCCCCCUGUCACUCAGCCAGCCAACCAGGCCAAUGAUUUAUUAGACCUGCUUGGUGGCAAUGAUGUGGUGCCAGUGAUUCAGACAACGUUGCCCACAAAACCUGCUUCAGCAGGAGGAGAACUUCUUGAUCUACUGGGUGACCUCUCAUUAAGUGGUGGUCCCACCCCUGCUCCUGCUCCCUCUGUGCCCACCUCCCAACCCUCUUUCCUCCUGGAUGGCCUUUCCUCACAGCCCCUGUUUAAUGACAUUGCAGCUGCAGGUAUCCCUCCUAUGAUAGCAUACAACAAGAAUGGUCUUAAAAUCGACUUCACAUUCGAGAGAGCUAAUCCCAAUCCAAACAUCGCAGUCAUCACCAUCCAUGCUUCCAACACAACAGAGGCAGAUAUGACAGACUUUGUUUUUCAGGCUGCAGUACCAAAGACAUUCCAGCUGCAGCUCCUUUCCCCUAGCAGUAAUGUUGUCCCGGCACUCAACCAGGGAACUGUCACACAGGUCAUCAGAGUCCUCAACCCACAGAAGCAACAGCUACGAAUGAGGAUCAAGCUGACGUACACCCACAAAGGCUCACCUGUGCAAGACCUGGCUGAGGUGAACAACUUCCCACCUCAGUCUUGGCAGUGAUUAGUUGCCUCUGUUGCUCUUAAAAGCCCCAUCAAGGGAACUAUGAAAACGAUUUUCCUUUCACCUCCCUCCUUUCUUCCAACGGAUCCCCCUGUGACGUCACUGCAGACCGCUGCCCUCAAGUUGCAUGGGAAGCAGCAGAGCAUCUAACACAGGAGAAAAAUACAGAUGUUACGAAGACCCUAUUGACUAUUGACAUCACCAGAAUAAUUGGGAAUACAUAUCAAUCAAUGAACUGUCUCUUUUCUUUCUUGUUUUCCAUGAUUUUUUCUCUUAAUAGUACUAGUUUCCACACAUACUCUCCUCUUCAGCACCAUCACCACUCACAAAAAGCACAUAUGCACAGCAUUCACUGUGGUACCCUCCACCUCCAAAGUCACUAUAGAGGAAAAGUGUUGCUCAUUAUUGGCACUGCACCAAAUCAUAUGUUUAUUUAAAUUUAUACCUGAGCUACAAUACAGUUGAACCACUUCAAAAGUGAAUGAUUGGCUUUGCAUUCUAAUGUAUCAUGUGGAAGCCCAAGUCUUCAGUCUUACAAUGGCAGCAGAAAAAGCUUUGAAAGGUCUCUUAGGUAUAGUCAUAAACUUCUUGGAUUACGUAUUUCUCCUCCACAUCAUUAGUGAAAUAACAUGUCAGAGUUGUUUUUUUUUUUUUUUUAUUAAUUUUCUUAAAGCAUGUUUGAGCAAAGAUAGGGCACACCUUAACUAAAGAUAGUAGGGUUUUGGGUUCUAGAAGUAGGCUCUGUGUGUCCUAUACUUCUGUAGGAAACCCAAUUGUUGGCCACGUGGAUAGGAACACUAACAGAUCCACAAAGUUCAGUCAUCACCUGUGGUUUGUUUCUGAAGAUGUGCUCAGAUUCCCCCCCCCCCCCCCCCCCCCCAACAGCUCUCCUCCCAUCAUCUCAUUUUUAGCUUUAGAUCCAUGUAACAAAUUAAAGAGUUAUUUGUUUUGCAUUUCUUGGACAAUGUUCAUUCAUUAGAAUGGAUAUAAUCCAGGCCUGUAAUUUAUCUUAAGAUAGGUUGAUUGCAUUUGUGUUGGAGAUCUGCAUUUAAACCUUUCCUGCAUCUGUGUCCUCACAAUCUAGCUUGCAAUUUAGAUGCAUUGCAGAUUUGUUUAACCUGGUUGAACUUGGUCACCAUGCACAUACAUGUAAAUGAAGCUAGUUAUGAAUGUAGUUAACAUGCACUGAAUGCUUUUUUUCCAUCAGUUCUUUUCAUGGCUGUCUUCUUUAAUGAAGACACUCACCUUAUUGGCACUAUUAUUGUGAAAAUACAUUUUAUUUCUGCAGUAAGUUGACUUAAUUAUUUAUGCCUGAUAUCAAAGUGAUGUGCCUUUCUGACUUGGCUAGAUAAAAGCCCCUGAACUAUUGAGUUCUGUAUGAGCUUCGUUUGUAAGUCUGCUUGUAUGCUGAUUGUGUUUAAACCUGAGGUCCUGAUGGAUUUGAAAUGGUAUAUCACGUAAUUUGAAAAGUUUAACUUUUUUACUUGUAUAUCUAAUAAGUUAAUCAUCAGUCACUUAAUCAUACUGGCCUGCCUGGAGGUCCAUAACAGUUUCUUUAUGUUAUGUUUUUACAAAAACAAAUUAUAGCCACAUAAUCCUGAUUAUUUCUUUGGCCAAACUGCAUUGCUGACUUUCCAUUAUUCCCAAACUGCCCUCAGAUACCUGCCAGGUGUGCUAACAACUCCUAAAAGCAAAAGAAAUUUCAAGAAGUGUGGCAGCUAAUUAAUAUAAGAUUUCCCUAGACAGUUUCAAGUGAUAUAUUUUUGUUUUAAUAAAUGCUCUGUUCAUGAAAUCUCAUGAAGAGUUGCCCCCCCCCCAAAAAAAAAAAACAAAAACAAAAAAAAACAAAGAAACAAAAAA
Messenger RNA from Sphaeramia orbicularis (orbiculate cardinalfish), 4474 nucleotides. RefSeq names its product adaptor related protein complex 1 subunit gamma 1 (gene ap1g1). The transcript is spliced from 24 exons. Gene Ontology annotation, biological process: intracellular protein transport; vesicle-mediated transport. The coding region runs from base 143 to 2614 and encodes 823 amino acids. The record is from RefSeq and is a predicted model, not a curated record. Gene Ontology annotation, cellular component: AP-1 adaptor complex; Golgi apparatus; membrane coat. Lineage: Eukaryota; Metazoa; Chordata; Actinopteri; Kurtiformes; Apogonidae.